AUGCAGCUGUGCAAGGAGAAGGAGGAUUUGCACGAUGAGAUCUACUGCCAGGUCAUCAAACAGGUCACCCACAACCCUCAGCAGGAGAGCGAGCUGCGGGGCUGGUUGCUCCUAAACCUGCUCACUGGGUACUUCCUGCCUUCCAAAAUCCUGAUGCCCUAUGCCACCAAGUUCCUGCAGCUGGCCAGCAGUGAUCCAUCCAGCGCCCAUCAUGCUCCUGCUUCCCCUAUGCCACCUCCUGAGCCAAAGCCAAAAAAGGAGACACCAAAACCAAAGAAGGAGCCGCCUGUAGUGAAGCCUUCAGGCCCAGAGAAGCGUCCUGCACCCAGCCAUGAGAUUGGGAACAUCAUCAAAAUGUACCAGAGCAGACCAGCCCCCGAGCCCCAGCCCAUCCAGCCCAGCAGGAAAGUAUCCAAGCCAUUUAUAAAGAAGAACGACCCCAAAAAUGAGGCUCUGGCCAAGCUGGGAAUGAUGAACCCCUCACCUCAGCGAUCACCAUCUCCUGUGCCACAGGAGAAGAAAAUACCUCCACCUGUCAAGCCCAAGCCAGGCCCAGCUUCCAGCUCUAUCAAGGAAAAGCAGCUGCCCCUCUUAUCCAUCUUCAAACCAGAGGGUGCCCCCCCAGCUGCCCAGGCCCCUCAUGCUCCCCCUCUUCCCCCAGCAACCCCUGAGGACCAAGGCUGGCAGGAACCCCCAGGGAAGGGUCUUUGGGGGGUGGAAAGGACCUUGUAA
This is a messenger RNA of Zonotrichia albicollis (white-throated sparrow), 732 nucleotides long. Lineage: Eukaryota; Metazoa; Chordata; Aves; Passeriformes; Passerellidae. The record is from RefSeq and is a predicted model, not a curated record.